CUUUUUCUACAGGCAACAGUGCUGUCUUUUUUAAACCCUAUAAGGCAUGAAUCCAAGUGUUUGGAGCGAAGGUAUGUAUUCUUCUAGCAGCAUUUGCCUUGACGGCUUUCACGCAGAGCAUCUCUCCUCUUUUCAACUGGACCCUGUGCUAUCAAAUGUAGAUGUGUCAGCACACAAAAACAGUGAGGACCGAAAAAUGCUAUCGGAGAGUGCCUAUUACAGAAGUGGGGAUGCUGGUUCAAGUUUGAUGAAUCCAUCCAAAGACAGCACGACUGGACAUUCACCCAUAAGAAGGCACCCGUUUCCUGCAUCCAGUUCCUGUGGUCAUGAUGAGUGGAACUUAAACAGUGGCCAUCAGGCAAAGCGUGCCAGAGUAGAAAAUAUCAUCAAAGGCAUGACCAGCUCUCCAGGUAUGCACUGCACCAAUGUGACCAGAAACCAAUGCGUGAAGACAGACGGCAUGCAGGAAAAGGAAACGAUACAUGAGCAGGACUACGUGGGAACGAGUGGAUUUGGCAGCCAGAGAACAGGAAAGCAGCUGGAGAAUCAGCAUCUCAGAGCAAGGUUGGACCAUGUGGACGAAGUAAUCGACACUAAAGACGAGGACGAAUCUCCUGAAACAUCUCCAAGGGACGCAUUCACAGAUUCAUACAGUGAGUUUCAGACCAGCUCAAGUAGAGAAUAUCAAGGACGGAAGUCGGUGAUGAGCUACUUCCAAUCCCAACCCGAGAGAAUAAAGCUGAUGGCAGAGGUUUUAAAGUAUGAGCUGUCCAGAGCUGUCAGUAGGAGCGUUGACUCUAUUUUCAAAAGCAUGCCACUUAUACAAACAAACAUUGAGGGGAAUGCAGAGACAGAUAUACGUCUUCAGUCAUCAGUUGGUGAAGAUGAAUCAGGACUAACCUGUUGUGGAAAUGCAGAGGUGCAAGUCCCAGAUGUUCAAACCGAAGCUCUGUCUCUGGUCGUACAAAAGUCUCGACUGGAAAACAAGUUUGUCCUUCACCAUCGUCCACAACCUCCAAUCCUGUUCUGGAAUCAUGACUCUAAAGAUCAGCCGUCAGAGAGGAAUCACGAAGCCGUCUGUCAACAUGCCCUCAGGUGCUCUCAGGAUGCAUGCUCCAGAGUUGGUCCGGCAAAGUUUGACACCCUUCGGAAUUCAAUCAAAGUGAGGUCGAAGGUCAACUCCAGGUCUGUGAGAAGCCCACAGACUCACACUGUGUCUGUGGACCCCACGCUGAUGGAAAGCCCUGGUCUCCCUCAUGUCAAUAUAGAGUCCGACUGCCUAGUGAAGACCAACCUGUACAUGCUGAAUGAGGGUCUGACCACAAAUCAUCUGAAGAAAGCAAAGCUCAUGUUCUUCUACACGCGCUACCCGAGUUCCCUGGUGCUAAAGAUGUGUUUCCAUGAUGUGCAGUUCUCGCGCUGCAUCACCUCUCAGCUCAUCAAGUGGUUCAGUAACUUCAGGGAGUUUUUCUACAUCCAGAUGGAGAAGUUCGCCCGUCACGCUCUCAUCGAAGGAGUCUCCGACGUGCGGGGUCUGACUGUGGAGAGACAAUCAGAACUUUUCAGAGCUCUCAACAUGCACUACAACAAAGCCAACGACUUCCAGGUCCCUGACCGUUUCCUGGAGGUUGCAGAGAUUACAUUAAGAGAAUUUUACAUUUCCAUUUCAAUGGGCAAAGACCGUGAUCCCUCGUGGAAGAAAGCGAUCUACAAGAUGAUGCACUGAGGCUGGAUGUCCGCAGGAAAAUCAAACAUGGUCUUCAUCAGCGGUGCUGUGUGUUCGGUAAUUUUCGAUGAUCCAUUUUUUGUCUUCAGUGCAAAUACAAAAUUCUCAGCAGGUAAAAUUGUAGGCCAUUUGCUUCACAAGUGUAACGUUUGUAAAUAUAAAAAGUAUAUUCAAAACGGAAUUCAAUUGCUUACAUAUUAACCAUGAUAAUCACACUCAGUGAGACUGAAAUUGGGAACUAAAUACGAACAAGCAGUUUGAACUUAGGCAUUCGAAAUAACGUCUUUGAAUUAUUUCCCAGGUCACCUAUUAUGCACAAAUUAAGUGUCCCCUCUAGGAAAGAGAUUCGGAAAGUUUCAGGAAUAAAUAUUCUCUCUCUUUUUGUCCUGAUCCAUUUAUAUAAAAACCUGUCUGAAAAUGUGCUGAUCAGAUUUUGGCCACUUAGUGAUGUCACAAUGUUUGAAUAGGUUGUGCAACCAUUAGCUAUCAUUAAUAAUCAGCUGAAUGUGGUACAGGUAACAUUUUUGUAUCUUUACUCUCGAUGUAAAAAUGUGGUUUAAAGUCUAAAAAAAAUAGAAUUAAGACAAACAAAUAAAAUACUAUUCUAGUCAUGAAAAGUCACUGUAGGCUCGACUUGUCAUUGAAGUAACCAGGGUUUAAACACUUGAUUCACAAUAUUCCCAGUAUUCCCAACUUCCCGUAGUUCAUCAGGAUAAAUUGUGGUUCUAUGGAA
Messenger RNA from Gymnodraco acuticeps, 2459 nucleotides. RefSeq names its product prospero homeobox protein 1-like. The transcript is spliced from 6 exons. The record is from RefSeq and is a predicted model, not a curated record. Lineage: Eukaryota; Metazoa; Chordata; Actinopteri; Perciformes; Bathydraconidae. Gene Ontology annotation, molecular function: DNA-binding transcription factor activity, RNA polymerase II-specific; RNA polymerase II cis-regulatory region sequence-specific DNA binding. The coding region runs from base 47 to 1726 and encodes 559 amino acids. Gene Ontology annotation, cellular component: nucleus. Gene Ontology annotation, biological process: regulation of transcription by RNA polymerase II.